ACGUGGGCCAAGCUUGUCUCAACACUACUAGACGCGGACUGUUUGGAGGAAACAAAUCUCAAACGGACCACUUCCUGUUGUCCGCAAAAAGGUCAUAGUUGAAAGGUCGCAGCGAACAUGUCUGCGCUCAUGAUGGACUCAGUGCAUUGAAGAUGUGGAGGCACACUUGUGGCCUCUGUGUGAGGGCUGUAGAGAGAGGAAAACACAGGUGUAGGGAUACCUGGUCCUGCAGUUUCUGUUCACACAAUACCUCAAAACCUCAGUCCUCAGCUCAGUCAACUCCCUUUCUACGGACUCAAGAAGAGAAAAAAAGGCGAAAGAUAGACAAGGAGAAGGCCAUAUUAACUAAGCCACACAAUAAUGAUCCAGGAAUAAAAUGGAGUGAAAAAGAGCGGAUAACAUACAAGGCAUCAAUCCUUCCUGGAGAAAAGAAAGAUACCACCCUUCCUUUGCCUUCAUCUUACAGCCCUGAAUAUGUGGAGUUCAGCUGGUACCAGUGGUGGGAGAAGGAAGGCUUCUUCACUCCCGAGCACCAUGAGAGGCUGCCUCAUUCAAGGAACCGUUCCUUCUCCAUGUGCAUCCCUCCACCUAAUGUAACUGGGACUCUGCACCUUGGCCAUGCUCUGACUGUAGCCAUCGAGGAUGCUUUUGCUCGCUGGAGGAGAAUGCAGGGCUAUAAAGUCCUCUGGGUUCCUGGGUGUGACCAUGCUGGCAUAGCUACACAGUCAGUGGUGGAGCGGAGGUUGUUGAGGGAGCGAGGAAAACACAGACAUGACUUCAGCCGAGAGGAGUUCCUGAAGGAGGUCUGGAACUGGAAGAAUGAGAAAGGAGAUGAAAUUUAUCACCAGCUAAGGAAACUUGGUGCUUCACUGGACUGGAGCAGAGCCUGCUUCACCAUGGAUCAAGGUUUCAGCCUUGCUGUUUCUGAAGCCUUUGUAAGAUUGUGUGACUCUGGACUAAUCUAUCGCUCAGAGGGGCUGGUCAACUGGAGCUGUGCUCUGGAGUCUGCCAUCUCCGACAUAGAGGUUGACUCAAAGCAGUUGGCUGGGCGGACUAUGUUGUCCGUUCCUGGCUACGAAGACAAGGUGGAGUUUGGAACCAUGGUCACUUUUGCCUACCCUAUUGAAGGCCAAGACGGGGAGGUGGCAGUGUCCACCACCCGUCCUGAGACGAUGCUGGGAGAUGUGGCUAUUGCUGUACACCCUGACGACCCACGAUAUCAGAAGAUUCAUGGUAAACGGUGCAGACACCCAUUCACAGACAGACUUUUACCCAUCAUCACUGACACCAUGGUGGACAUGGAGCUGGGAACAGGGGCUGUGAAAGUCACUCCGGCACAUGACCACGCUGACUUCCUCCUCGCUCAAAGACACUCUCUUCCUCGUCUCACUGUGAUCGAAGGGGAUGGGACAAUGACUCCUCUCUGUGGCCAGUGGUUGCAGGGAGUGAAACGCUUUGACGCCCGAGAACGAGUGAUAGAUGCACUGACAGAGAAGAGGCUGUUCAGGGCAAAGAAGGAGCAUGCCAUGUCUCUACCUGUUUGCAGUCGCUCAGGGGAUGUCAUUGAGCCCUUGCUAAGGAAGCAAUGGUUCGUGCGCUGCGAGGAAAUGGCAAAAAGAGCAAUACAGGCUGUGGAGGAGGGACAGCUGGAGAUCAUUCCUCAUUUCUAUACCAAAACAUGGAGGAAUUGGCUCUCCAACAUCAGUGAUUGGUGCAUUUCCAGGCAGCUUUGGUGGGGUCAUCAGAUUCCAGCCUAUCAAGUAGUUCUCCCAGAUUCCAAGCACACACAAGAGGAGAGAUGGGUGUGGGGCCGGAGUGAACAGGAGGCCAGGGAGAGAGCUGCCGUUAAAUACGGAUUGGAUCCUGACGACCUCAUACUGACACAGGACCCUGAUGUGCUGGACACCUGGUUUUCCUCAGGGCUCUUCCCGUUUGCAAUGUUGGGAUGGCCAGAGAAGACUUCUGACCUUCAGCAGUUCUACCCCAACACCAUUUUGGAGACAGGAAGUGACCUAAUUUUCUUCUGGGUGGCCAGGAUGGUUAUGCUAGGCACAGAGCUGACAGGACAACUUCCUUUCAAGCAGGUGCUCCUGCAUUCACUGGUGAGGGAUAAACAUGGCAGGAAGAUGAGCAAAUCUCUAGGAAAUGUCAUUGACCCUUUAGACGUCAUCUCUGGUGUCUCUCUGGAGCAACUCCAGGAGAAAGUGAAGGAAGGAAACCUUGACCCAAGAGAAAGAACAGUUGCUAUGGAAGCGCAGAGUAAGGACUUCCCUCAGGGGAUCCCAGAGUGUGGAACAGAUGCUCUUCGCUUCGCUCUUUGCUCCUAUAAGGCGCAGGGGGAGGACAUUAGCCUAUCCGUGUCCCAGGUGCUGAGCUGUAGACGAUUCUGUAAUAAAAUGUGGCAGACAGUAAGAUUUACCUUGGGAGUACUGGAGGAGCGAGGAGCCGAACUGAGAACACUGGACCAGAUGAAUCCUCUGAGCUGUAUGGACCGGUGGGUGUGCUCCAGACUCUAUAACACUGUUCUGCAGUGUGAGCAGGGCUUUGAAAACUACGAGCUCCAAGCUGUCACCACCGCACUGCACUCCUUCUGGUUGCACAGUCUCUGUGAUAUCUAUUUGGAGUGCAUCAAGCCAAUCCUGAGCCAGCAGGAGCCAGACGGCCAGAUCAGCCGAGGUCACACAGAGAGUGAGAGGCAGACGGCCCAGCGUGUGCUCUAUCACUGUGUGUCUGUCUCGCUCGCCCUCCUCUCCCCCUUCAUGCCAUUCCUCACUGAGGAGCUGUGGCAGAGGCUCUAUCCCCUCGGUAGCCGGGCUGGGAGUACCGUGUCCAGCUUGUGUGUGCAGCCCUACCCACAGUCUGCUCAACUGGCACACUUGCACUUCCCCCAAGAGGAAGCGGAUUUUACUCUAGUACAGGAAGUUAUCAGAGUGGCGAGGUCCCUCCGGGCUCAGUGUGGCAUCACUAAAGAGAAGCCUGACAUGUGGGCAGUGUGUUCGCCCAGCCAGGCAAAGACCCUGCACCACUAUGACUCAGCUGUUCGGACGCUGGGCCGUAUCUCCAGACUCCACCUCCAAUGCCCUCAGGAGGCCAUCGAUGGAGCCCACUCCUUUUCCUCUGCACCCCCUCCACCCAAAAGCAGUGCUGUGGGUGUCGUGGACCACUCUUGUCAACUACACCUCCAUGUUGAGGGAGGCGCCAUUGUGACCAAACAAAGCAUCCACCUCUCUCAGCGCAAAGAGAGGCUCCUCUCAAACCUGAAGCAGUUGCUUUCUCGAACUAGAGUGACAAACUACUUGGAGAAAGUCCCAGAGCAAGUGAGGAAGGAGACAGAGAACAAGAUCUCAGCCUUGAAGCAGGAGCUAAAGAACAUUGAAGAGCAGUUGAUGGCAUUACAGCAACCAUGAAUACUAAACAAAUAAACGACGAGAUAAAAAACUGAGAAAGUUUAUCCUCUGAAUUACCGGUCUUUCAGCUAAUAUUUGCUUGUGGAUGAACAGAAAAUGCGUCAAGAUAAUUUCACCGUUUUUUUCAAUGAUGCAUCUUUACGGUGCUAGGUGGCCUGGUGCCAUGUUAUAAUGUAAGCACAUAUAUAUCAUAUGAAAUGUUUUGUUAUUUGUUUUUAUUUGAUCCAAGUCAGAAAGGCCAUCAUUUGUAUAAUUUGAAUAAAAACACGGUGUAGGGCAUGUAAUUUGUUGGGUGAGAGUGUAUUUCCCUUGUGGGCAA
Hypomesus transpacificus is the source of this 3726-nucleotide messenger RNA. RefSeq names its product valyl-tRNA synthetase 2, mitochondrial (gene vars2). Gene Ontology annotation, cellular component: cytosol. Bases 153 to 3407 code for a protein of 1084 amino acids. Gene Ontology annotation, molecular function: ATP binding; aminoacyl-tRNA deacylase activity; valine-tRNA ligase activity. Gene Ontology annotation, biological process: valyl-tRNA aminoacylation. Lineage: Eukaryota; Metazoa; Chordata; Actinopteri; Osmeriformes; Osmeridae. The record is from RefSeq and is a predicted model, not a curated record. The transcript is spliced from 31 exons.